Punctularia strigosozonata HHB-11173 SS5 is the source of this 3456-nucleotide messenger RNA. RefSeq lists its product as uncharacterized. Lineage: Eukaryota; Fungi; Basidiomycota; Agaricomycetes; Corticiales; Punctulariaceae. The record is from RefSeq and is a predicted model, not a curated record. The transcript is spliced from 11 exons. The coding region runs from base 1 to 3456 and encodes 1151 amino acids.
AUGUCAGCGCCAGCCACGGAAAGCGAGGAGUCCGCAACCGCCCCCUCUGCUUGGUCCCACAUCGCCGCCGCCGACGCCGCCGCCGCCGCUUUCGACUACCGACUCGCCAACCGCCAACACGACACCGACUCCGAUACCACCCCGAGCACGCCCGACACUGCCGAACGGGAAGCAUUCGAGCGCGCAAUCGCGCGCGCUGUUGGCCCACUAUCAUCGACGACUAUUGCUGCCGCCAAUGGCUAUCGGCCCCUCAUCCGCCGGCGGAGUCUCGACCCUGACAAUGUCGAAGAAGUGCCAGAGACCCCCGAGGUAACGGAACGCGAAGCACCCAGGCACACGACGGGCUCCCUCAACGCCCACUACUUCAAGUAUCGAGGCACCGCGUUCACCAUCCAUACACGGGAGGACACACGCUUGUAUGCGCGACCGAUCGGAGCGGGAUUAUGGUAUCGACUGGAGGCUUCCGAGGACGAGAUGAUCGGGCUAGGCCCAGUCGAACAUGACAACGAAGUCUUCGACUCACCUCCUCCACCUCCUACGCCGGCACCAGGAACCUACCGUCUCGCACAUUACUCAGAAGAUGACGCGAGCAAUGCGUCCGCGUCAGAAGACGACGAGAUACACAAACUACGAACCGACGACCAGGUGGGUGUCAUUAGUCUAGUAUCACCAUCGUCGUCGUUGCCAAGUCCAACUGCGCUAGACUACCGCCGAGAAGACGAUGCCUUAGCCCAGCCACUAUCGGAGGAUAAGCUAGGGCACGAAGAGUCCACUACAGACGACCGAAGUAGCGCCGCAAUCAGCACAGACGCUCUGUUGCCAUCACCACCGAUACCAUCGUCAACGUUACCAUCCGCGAUAGGAGCUCGGGCCCGCACUACCGAGCAACAAUGCAAGACUACAGACGCAUUCGGCCAAACCACAGUUGUUGGACUACCAGUACAAUACGCCACGGAAACAUCGACGAGACAGACAACGAAGUCAACCGACAGCAGUAUCACCUGCCCAGAAGACGGCCGACCGUCGCAUCCACCAACGUACGCUAGACCAGCCAUGUCGACACUUUCGCUCCCGAACUGGCCGCCUGACGAGCGCGGAUCGGUCCUCCGUGACAUUGUUAUCACUUUCCUCAAUAUCGAACAUCCCCGCGUCUGGACGCGGCGUCGAGCUGACUUGCCAGGUUGGCAAGAGAUGCAAGACCUUCUCAGGACGACUACGGCAGUACCCCCGGCGUUUGAAGUGCGUAUGCAUAUCGCCAUAUCGUUAGCCGAAGAAGACGACUCAGACUCUGAGCUGAGUAUUGAACACACGGACUCAGACACGCAGAGCAGUGACGCACUCUCCAGUAGGAACCCGGAAGGACCAAUGAACGGGUCAGAAACCCGGUCGAGCACAACUAUCAAAACCAGGGAGGCCGAAGAGAACUUCGCUUACGCUCGAGGGGCUUGGGAGGCUUCACCGCCGGAGUUCGACGGCGACGUCUAUGGUGAGCAAGUACCCCGCGUACUCGGGCUUCGGAGUGAUGACUAUGUCCAACAGAAUUGUGCAAUGUCACCCACGAUUUUCGGCAACAAUACACAAACGGCAACUAUCGCCAAACUACCGCACAAGUACGGCGUCUGGGCGGAGGGUCCAUCGCAUCCCCUGGGGCCCACGACAUUCAUUGGACGAAAGGAUAUCCGAUUACCGGAGGAUGCGAAGAGUGCCCUCGUCGACGACCACCCUGCUGUAACGUAUAUAAGAAGCACCAUUGACCUCGACUCGUCAGAAACUAUCUACUUGCGAAUCUCUCGAGCCCCCAUUCAACCUCCACACUACAACAACCAUUCGACCUCUUUGCUCACCAUGUCCGACAACUACGACGCCGCCCCGUGCCCGAUCGUCUUCGGGGAGGGCUUGCCACUGACGUUCAACUUCGACUUCCCCCUCAACGACCCAGCCGCCGCUGUGCGGCGCGCUACGCCUGAUGUCCCGCCAGGUCUUGCACCUCACCAUGCAGACAUUCCAGGGCUUCUACUCUCGCUCCAGGAUUUCCCCGGUCAGAACGAGCAGACGAAUGUCGAUGAUGUCAACGCCACGAUGGAGGAGCAUGCCUACUUGAUCAGAGAGGAAGCUCCGCUCGUCGUCACCAUACCCGAGGCUCCAGGAAGUGCGAUAGCCCUCGCGGACGACAUCCCUCGCGUGAACGCACUCGUCGCCGCUCCUGUGCACCGAGAUUACCUUCCUCAGUCGCCUGUACUUCCGAACGCGCCCCUCACUAUGCGCAACAUCGCGGAUCAGCUCGAACGCUUGCGCAUCGAGGAAGCUCGACUUCAGCUCCCCGACGGGACUCGUCCACCGACGCCGUAUGCGGUCGGCUUCCAUAUCAACGAGCUAGCUCAGACGCCGGCGCUGAACUCGUGGCCCGCGUUUCUCCGAGAGGCCCUCGAGCACAAGCUGCCGUGGUAUCAUAACGGCGGCUAUCUCGUCCCUCGCGGCGAGGAUCCGCAGAGCUCUGACCGAAUCAAAGUUCCUAUCCGCGCCGCAUCGCCGCCUGGCUACCCGCAUAUGAUACAUGACUUAGCUUAUGCCGACCCCACUAUCUUCCGAUCUUUGUCCGCGCCGCCGACGCCCAACGGCGCCGCCCGCUCUUGUACUUAUACAAUCGAACUCACGUCCACCCGACCGCCCGUGCACCCUCGCGAUUUCAUCACCGUUUCUCACUCUCCCCUUCCAUCGCCUCCGCUUCCGCCGGAGGGAGCUCCAGCUAUGCAACGUGAAGAUACGCCGCCGAAGGUCUACAUCUCCGGCGGUCUCUGGGCUUACAUGCUUGAAGAGCUCGACAGACAGGGCCGCCGCUACAUCCCCCUCGAACGCGAAGCCGAAGUCCGGGUCCCAGGCCUGGUGAACAUUACUAUGUCGUCUUCUCGCACCGGCGCAGGCGAGCAGCCCCCGCCCGCCGAUCGACCGGCAUCCGCCCCGCUUUUCCUACCGUCACCACCCGGCACCUACGAUUCCGACAGUGACUGCCACGAGUUGAUGGACAUGUCAGACUCAUCUUCCGACUCGGACGGAUCUGCGGAAGGCGCACGCUCCGACAUACGGCAGGACUUGAUCUAUCUGAAGCGAGUCGGCGACUUCACGGCUCGCUCCGUUCGCCAGGUCCAUGUCACCAACGCCAAAAUGUAUCAGCUCGUGCGGAGCCGGCUCGAGGAACUAGACGAGGCCAUGUCGAGGCUCGUCGAGCAGGUAGGGGUCCAUAUGACCAAAACCUCCGAACUGACACACGGCACGUUCCGCCGUCUGCGCGAUAUCAAAGACGGGGUCGCCAGCGCGCACGCGGAUGCGCACACUGCUCGCGACAUCCUCGAGUCGUGGACGCGGGAUGACCUUUAUGACCGGGACACGGAUGUCGACAUCGCGGCCGAAGAACGCGAGGCUCUCGAAGAAUGGCUCGGAAACCGCAGCGAAGAAUGA